Rhea pennata is the source of this 5579-nucleotide messenger RNA. RefSeq names its product oncostatin M receptor (gene OSMR). NCBI's taxonomy places the organism in Eukaryota, Metazoa, Chordata, Aves, Rheiformes, Rheidae. Gene Ontology annotation, cellular component: external side of plasma membrane; signaling receptor complex; membrane. Bases 299 to 3100 code for a protein of 933 amino acids. The transcript has 19 exons. Gene Ontology annotation, biological process: positive regulation of cell population proliferation; cytokine-mediated signaling pathway. The record is from RefSeq and is a predicted model, not a curated record. Gene Ontology annotation, molecular function: ciliary neurotrophic factor receptor binding; oncostatin-M receptor activity; cytokine binding.
CGAGGGGGCGGCGGCGGCGCCGCGGGAGGGAGGGAGCCGGGAACGGGCUGCCCUUCCCGGAGCCGGGAGGAAACGCCUGAGGCGCUGCUCAGCGCGGCUGCCGCCCGCCGAGGGCGAGGCGCGGGGCCGCCGCGCAGAAUCACAGCAGUAUUGGACUGGAUGGGACUUCAUCUAAGCCAGCCUUUUGCGCUGAAGCAGAACCACCUUACCUAAGGGUGUUUGUUGGAACUGUUCUAAAGCUGUCUACUGAAAGAGAUUUCGUCUCCUGCUGUGGUUUUGUGCAGGAAAAGGUGAAUGCAUGAUGAAUCACUUCGUGUUUCUGGCAGUACUUUUCCUCUUGAGGAAUGCAUCAUACUCGCAUCAAGAACCCCUUGUGUUUCCAAUUAUGUACCUCAGUGUUUCCGAAGAUUUAACUCUUCAACGUCUGCUGGUGGAAUGGGAUGUUGGCAAGUCAGCUCAUGAUGCUGAACUGUCAAUGUCUUUUGAAAUACAAGUCAAUCGAACAGAAGAAAAUAUGAUUGUGUGGACAGAGUUUCAUAAUGUCACACUUGACAAAUCAGGAAAGCCUCUUCAUUGGAGCUGGGAUUCAGAUUUGCCUUUGGAGUGUAUGUCACACUCGGUGAGGAUCAGGAGUAAAGCGGAAACAUCAAAAAUCUGGAGUCAGUGGAGUCUGUGGGAGACAGUCCUGGGCCUGGACACUUCAAAUAGCAGUGGACCACAAAUCUUUCCAGAUGAAAAGGUUGUAGAGGAAGGCUUUGACAUCAGUCUUUGCUGCAUUGGAAGGAAAGGUCUAAUCAUUAAGAAAUUCUUUUUAUAUCCAGCUGUUCAUAAUUACAGUCGCACAAACACUCAGAUUGGACUGCUCAGUGUUAAAAAUGUGUCACAUCAAGAAGUGCCUCACAUUACAGUGUACUGUCAAGAGUCUUGCGAAGAAGACGAAUGUUACAAUCAAGCAGUUUUCUUUGUUGGUAAACCACCUGAUAUACCUACUGACUUUUCCUGCCAGACUCAAGACAUGAAAACGAUAAUAUGUACUUGGAGCCAAGGAGGAGACACCUAUCUCUAUGGAAAUCAUUCAACAAGAUACACUUUGUUCGAAGAGUUUUCCCAAAACUUGGUUCCGUGCACAGUAAGUUGUUCUGAGCAGUGCUCAUGUUCUUGGGAUAUAAAGCAGCAGAGGGUCUAUAAUGUCACACUGACUGUUGAAAACCCGCUGGGAAAGAAAACUGUCGUGGAUGUUUUUGAUGUAACUCACAGAAUUUAUCCCUCUGCACCUUUCCAACUGUGGGAAGAAUGUACGGAUAUAGAAAUCACAUUGUAUUGGAAACAUCGAAACAAAGGAAUUGAACUCUUUUGUGAGACAGAAGUGCUCCACCCUGAUGGGAAAGCAGAACUGCACAAUAGUUCAAGCACACAAUUCCAGUAUGCCAGCAUCACUCUGAAUGGACUGCAGCCAUACACUGAAUAUACAGUCAGAGUACGCUGUGGGGUUGCUAAGCACUUCUGGAGGUGGAGUGAGUGGAGCGAAGCCCGAACCAUCAGAACAGAGGAAGCAACUCCAUCAGGGAAACUGGACAUCUGGAGAGAAAUUACACCAGUUUUGGGUGGGCGGAAUGUGACCUUAUUCUGGAAGCCUGCAUCAAGUUUUCGAGCAAAUGGAAGAAGUAUUUCAUAUGAAAUAACCUGGGAAAAAGUAGAAGAGGACUCUAAGCCUGAACACAUCUCCAUUUCAUCAGUCUAUAAUAACACAAGGAUUUCCAUUGAUAACCAUCCUUACAAAAUCAGUAUCAUGGCAAAGAACAAUGUUAAUUAUUCACUUCCUUCAGUCGUGAUCAUCCCUGGAGUCGCAGGUAACAGCACUGAAAAAGAGCUCAGCAUUUCAGAUCUUAAAGAAGACCAGGUUAACAGUACAGAUGAUGGCAUUUUUAUUUCCUGGGAACCUAGAAAUACAUAUGACAGUUAUAUUAUUGACUGGUGUAACUUUCCAAAGUUGCAGCCUUGUGAUCUUCAGUGGAAGAGAUUUGGGCCCAACACUUCCAGUGCUCUGAUCAGCUCAGCUUCGUUUGUGCCAGGGGUGAGAUACAACUUCCACAUCUAUGGAUCUGUUGCUAAUACAGUCUACUUAUUGGAGAAGAAGACUGGUUAUUUCAAGGAGCUCCCCUCCCCGCUUGACCCUACUGUGGAAAAAGUUCAUCUGACUUUCCAUGCAGUGACAGUGUCUUGGGAUUCUUAUCCCACAGAUGAGUCACAGCCUGGCUUUGUGAGAGGUUACCAUGUUUAUGUGUCUCCUUUGCAAGAGGACUGCAAUUUGAAAGAAUCCAAAAAACACAUUCUUUCAGAUGGUUCAGUGCUAUGUAAAUACACAAUUGAAAACCCAGAGGAGAAGAGAUACACUGUGAAACACCUGAUGCCAAACACAAAAUACAAACUAGUGGUAAAAGCAUAUACAGGUGGAGGAGAGACUCCCAUUGCCAACUUUGUUUACAUAGAAACGCCAUUUAACUCAAACGUGCUAUACCUUCUAGUCCUGCUUGUGAUAGUUCCCUUGCUAGUGGCAGCUCUAUGCCACUGGAAGAUGAAGUGGGUGAAAGAAUGCUGCUGUCCUGUAAUACCUAGUCCUAACAAGAGCAAAGUGCUUUCACUUAAAGAGCUUACGAUUGGUUCUGAGAAAGUACUGAAAAUAAAUGACUGCAUGCCUGAUGCUCUAGCAGUGGAGAGUACGUCUGAAGCCCAGAAAUUACAUUUGUGGAGCCAAAUGUCUUCUACUCCAACAGAAGAUAAGAUUGAUUCUUCCUGGACUUACCCUAAACAAAAUGAAGAGAGAGACUUUACAUCCACACCUAAACCUCUGACUCAUAUGUGGUUUGAAAACUUUGUGUAUUCAUCUCACAUUGCAGUUGAAUCUGACCCCUAUCAAAACCUAGAGGAGAUGCUAAAAACAAGCAAGCCACAACUGUCAGCAAUGUUGUACCAGCCGCAGUAUUACUUUGAUAUUUUGAAUGAGAGUGUUGUCUCAUCACCCGGGGAAACAGCUGGCAGAAAGACCAGCUUUAGAUAUAUUUCACAAACAGAUGUGCACUGUUUGGGGAGGAGGCUUUGAUGUACCCUGUACCACUGAGUCCAUGCAGUGUUUGAGUUACAAAAAUACCGACAAGAGUUUCUGAAUCAGCGAUCAACUUCUCUUUUUGAUGAAGAUGUUCAUAAGCCCUACUUCUGUUAAUGCUGCAAAGCUGUUGCUUCAGGAGUAAUUUAAAAAUACUGACUUUUACACCAGAAUGAUGUAUGCUACGGUUUUGAUCACAAGUUAUGGGCACGAUGCAAGUUUUACAGGCCAGUAUGUUGUUGUCUGUAUUAUGUAGAUCAUAGCAGUUCUUUAUAAGCUGACAUAAAGCAUUACCCUGCUUUGUAGAGGUUGAAAACUCAUUUAGAAAUCAGACAGGCAAGUUUAUCGGAUAGGUUGUCAUGUGCAGGGAAUGUAUUUCACUUACUUACAGUACUCCUCUGUGUGAAGUUAGUACUGCUCCGGACGCCCCAGCCAGUGUGAAAACGUGCACAGGACACUGCGUGGCAUUAGUGCGUGUCUUGGAGUGGUUAUCAGAAGGUCAGGUGGGAGCUGUGCUUUCCCCUGGAGAAUCAGCAUGGAGGGGUCACCUGCAAUAUGGGCAUCACUUCAGGAUUAGAAGCAACUUUGCACCUUUUUUAAUACGUUACCCUGCAGAGACAGCGUUCUUGCUCUUACUGCCAUGUGCACCAACAGCCGAGGCCCUCCUUACUUCUUCCUCACUUGUGUAUUACUGACUUGUGACCGCAGUGAACCAAAGCCACCACGUCAAAGCAGAGCACUUCUUAGACUCAGCGGGUGAAGGCGCACAGACGACCGACUUCUUUAAGAAACAGCUCCCUGUUACUGGGCAGCCACUGCCAUUUCUGGUAAUUGGAGAUCUGCUUGGCCUUUUAAAGGAUCAUUCUUCCAGGUCAAAUCCUCUUGAAUUUAUUAAGCAAAAAGAAAUGUGGGGAAUUGUUAAGAGCAACUGUUUCUUCCAGUAGUGCAGCUGUUUGUGGAGGUGUUACCGUAGCACUGCAGCUCCUCUUGUGUAACAUGAACUGUUUUAGUUAAGGUCUCCUAAUUACAGUUUCUACUUAAAAAUCUAAGCAACUGCAGACAAAAAUGAGUUGACCAUCAUCUGGAUUUUAUACAGUUGCUUAUCAGUAUUGUCAUAGUGUAUACAAGCUGUACUGCUGCAGGGAAAUCAACAGGAAUUUAUACAGACUUUGGAUAAUAAAAGGAGUGAUUUUAAGUAAGUGGAGCAAGAAAGACUCAGGCAUGUGAAAGUGAAGUAAGCAAAUACACAGAUUGGUGGAUUUGGGUUUAGUGUUGUCUGGUAAAGGACACUGCAUAAGUAAGUUGCUCACUUCUUUGAGCUGUAGAGAAAAUGAAGUCCCUUCAGCCCUUUCGACAGUGGAGUAAAUGAACAUGUUUGGUGCCAUUUUGAGAGAAAACAGCAAUGCAACUAUUGUGAUUUGAUGGAGAUAUCCUAGAGAAACUUUUAUUCCUCCCUUAAUGUUAAUUUCCUUCAAGUUACAGUGAAUUUGAACAUUUUCUUUUUGAUUCCUGAUCACAGGAUCUUUAAAAGGCUUAGUGCUAGAGAAAUGCUACUAGGAGUAUCGUCACUCUGAUGAAAUGCUUUGGAGAAGUUAAUUUCUAAGUUUUACAGUGAGCCGUUUUGCUGUUACUGAAACGACGCUUCCUAGCUGUUCAUUUUAAAAGGCAUGUUCAGCUGGAGAGGUUUGAAAGGCGUAAGGAACUGUGAUACAGACCUCAGUGAAAAACCAGCCGAUGCCGUGGAACACAGUUGAAAUCCCAGCGCAGUCCAGUUCUUAGGGCCAGAGCAGCUGGCUGCGACGAAGCGGGAUUUCCUACUCCUAAGCUGCAAGCGCCAGGGCUCGGCUGCCGUAGCUGAGCGCUGGGCGCGACAGGGAGGGCGAGCUGCCUGCUGGUGCCUCCUCGGCGUUCAGCCAGACCCUGCACCCUGCCGCCAGGCCUCGGCUCGGCUCCUUCGGCUCCUCUCCCAGGCACGGGCAGAUCCUCACCUUCGGGAAGCAGGGAAGCAUUUUGGCAGGUACCGUCGCAGCCAGGCAAAGCAGAGAGCCUGCUUGGCAGCAGGAAGGGAAGUUGGCUCCUCUUCGUUGCUGUGCUUAAAAGCACGCAGGAAAAGAGACAGUUCCGCGGACCACGCUGCCUUCCUGUAAGCCCAAGGUUCAGUCAGGGCUGUAACCAGAGCUGAAGAGAUCCAGGAAAGGAUCCUGGACAGAGGGUGGGGGUGCAUUGCCACAUGGAACUUUUUUUUUCCAACAUGUGUCUUGCAUUAAUUAUGGUUGAAUCUGAGUUCAAAACUGAAAUCUUCAUUUGAUUUUCAAAAUGGAAUGUGGGUUUAUUUUUAUCAUUUUUGUUUAUAGUUCAUCUUUCACAUCUACUUUUGAAAUGCCAAUACUAAACGUGUAAACAUCACAUAAUGGAAAGUGAUUAAUCUUCAGUAUCAGUACACUAAGAUCUUUAAAUAAAAAUGGUGCACAAACUA